This is a messenger RNA of Plasmopara halstedii, 171 nucleotides long. RefSeq lists its product as uncharacterized. The record is from RefSeq and is a predicted model, not a curated record. The transcript has 2 exons. NCBI's taxonomy places the organism in Eukaryota, Oomycota, Peronosporomycetes, Peronosporales, Peronosporaceae. The coding region runs from base 1 to 171 and encodes 56 amino acids.
AUGGGUCCAAUAACACCCGCAUCGAUCAAUCUUGCUGUUAAUGACCUGCCUUAUUCGCUCCAAGAAUCCAUGGCAACCCCUGUAGCUGCCGAAUGGAAAGAAGCAAUCCGGAACGAGAUACGCCCUCAUGUGAAGAAUCAAAUAUUGUCACGCCUCGCGGGAGAAAAGUGA